AUGGGAAAUCAACCACUAAUAAUGGGCAAAUACAUUGGGGAGAAAAAGCCUGGCGAGACUAGAAUCCUCAGAAAUGCUUUAAUUCCAGAUGGAGUCGAUUUAAUCUCAGAUCAUAUGGGACUUAGAACACUUCCUGAUAUCUAUGAGUAAAUGAUAAAUAUGAAAAACCAAUAUAGAUUGAACUACAAAUAAAACCCAGGCAAAGUAUUCACAGGGACUAGAAAGCAAACUAAGCUUGAAGAUGGAAAGAUUUAAUUUGGAGAGUAUUAAUGGAAAAAGUAUGGGGACGUUUAUGAGUCAUCAAAAGCUAUUGCAUCUUACCUAGUUCAUCACGACUUAUGCCCUAAGGUCUAGACUGAGCAUGAUGGAGAGUUCAAAUUUCUAUCAAUCUACGCUAAAAAUAGGGAGGAAUGGAUAGAGACAGAUUUGGGAUGUGCUAUGACAUCAAUCACUGUAGUCACUUUAUACGACACAUUAGGGAAAGACUCAAUUGAAUACAUCUUAGAUUAAUCUCAAAUCAAGACGCUCGUGCUUUCAGCUGAUAAAAUCAAGAUUAUCUUGGAGAUCAAAGCGGUGGGCAAACUUCCCUCUCUCAGCCAUCUAAUUUAUUUUGAUGAAGCCAAAGAUUAAGAUCUUGAAAAAGCUGCAGAAAUAGGUGUAACCUUAGUUUAGUAUAAACAAGCAGUGUCUGAAGGAAAAACAUAUUAGAAUGUAAUUUUUGAAACCCCAGAGCCAGACACUGUUUACACUCUUUGCUACACCUCAGGAACAACAGGUAUGCCUAAGGGUGUAAUGAUCACUCAUAAAAAUAUGAUUGCUAAUAUAUCAGCUAUCAACAGAUUUGAUGGUGUCUUUAGCUUCUAGGACGAUGAUGUGUAUAUUUCAUACUUGCCUUUGGCUCACGUCUUUGAGAGAAUGUGCAUGAUAGCAUGCAUGACUUACCAAGUGAGAUACGGAUUCUUCUAGGGAGAUGUUAUGAAGUUAAAAGAUGAUCUCGCAGUUUUGAGACCAACUUUAAUGGUUAGUGUUCCAAGAUUAUUCUCCAGAUUUUAUGAUGGAAUGCAAGCAAAAGUUAAGGAUCUGAAGGGACCAUCCAAGACACUGUUUGAGUGGGGACUUUAAAAGAAGUUAUAUAACCUUAAGCACUACGGGAAAUGCACCCACACUUUUUAUGACACCAUGAUAUUCAAUAAAUUUAGAGAUCUUUUAGGAGGCAGAAUGAGAAUGAUGGUAACAGGAUCUGCACCAAUCUCAAAGGAUAUUUUAACUUUUUUGAAAGUAGCAUUUUGCUGCCCUAUUCUCGAGGGCUACGGACAAACUGAGAGUGCAGCACCUGCUUCUAUAACUUGGAUGAACGACCCUGAUGGUGGGCAUGUUGGAGCUCCGUUCCCAUCAUGUGAUUUCAAGCUUGUAGACGUUCCUGAAAUGAAAUACACGUCAGAGGAUGUAGAUGAGAAUGAGUAAAGUAUUCCUAGGGGUGAGAUAUGCUACAAGGGUCCAAACUGCUUUAAAGGUUAUUUCAACAAUCCAAAAGCCACAAAAGAAACCAUAGAUGAAGAUGGCUGGGUUCAUACUGGAGACAUAGGCCAAUUUUAGCAAAAUGGUAAAAUCAAGAUCAUUGACAGAAAGAAGAAUAUCUUUAAGCUUUCAUAGGGAGAAUAUGUCAUUCCAGAUAAAAUUGAAAAUAAGUUGAUCGAAAGCAAUUAUGUAUCCUAGAUAUUUGUUUACGGAGACUCGCUUCAGCACAACCUAGUGGCUAUCGUAGUACCAGAUAAGCAUCAUUUAUAAAAAUGGGCAAAAGAAUAAGACUUAUAAGAAAGUGAAGAUUAUGAGGCAUUAAUUAAAAGUCCAGUAGUAAAUAAAUUUUUGUUAGAUGAGAUUAAAACUCUAUCAAGAUCAGCUGGUGUAAGUUAUAAUCAUUUAUUCCUUCCUUCUAAGCUAAUUAUUUAUAGCUCUUCGGAUUUGAGAUUCCCCUAAAGAUCCACUUGA
This is a messenger RNA of Stylonychia lemnae, 1989 nucleotides long. The record is from the annotation of a GenBank genome assembly. NCBI's taxonomy places the organism in Eukaryota, Ciliophora, Spirotrichea, Sporadotrichida, Oxytrichidae.